UGUAAGCAUUGUAACAAGGUAUAUGCAUCACUAGGAGCGCUUAAAAUGCAUAUUAGAACUCACACUUUGCCAUGCAAAUGUAAAAUUUGCGGUAAAGCGUUCAGUCGGCCAUGGCUGCUGCAAGGACAUAUCAGAACACAUACUGGAGAAAAACCAUUUGGAUGCGAAAAAUGUAAUAGGUCAUUCGCUGAUCGUUCUAAUUUACGAGCACAUAUGCAAACCCAUGCAGAAAUCAAGAAGUAUAGUUGUUAUAAAUGCCGUCGGACAUUUUCUCGAUGGUCUUCGCUUAAAAAGCAUGAGAAUUCGUCA
This is a messenger RNA of Trichoplax adhaerens, 309 nucleotides long. RefSeq lists its product as uncharacterized. The annotation marks the transcript as partial. The record is from RefSeq and is a predicted model, not a curated record. Gene Ontology annotation, molecular function: RNA polymerase II cis-regulatory region sequence-specific DNA binding; DNA-binding transcription factor activity, RNA polymerase II-specific. Gene Ontology annotation, biological process: regulation of DNA-templated transcription. The transcript has a single exon. NCBI's taxonomy places the organism in Eukaryota, Metazoa, Placozoa, Uniplacotomia, Trichoplacea, Trichoplacidae.